Messenger RNA from Cyprinus carpio (common carp), 6186 nucleotides. Its product is annotated as iroquois homeobox 5a. NCBI's taxonomy places the organism in Eukaryota, Metazoa, Chordata, Actinopteri, Cypriniformes, Cyprinidae. Gene Ontology annotation, biological process: regulation of transcription by RNA polymerase II; neuron differentiation; cell development. The record is from RefSeq and is a predicted model, not a curated record. Gene Ontology annotation, molecular function: DNA-binding transcription factor activity, RNA polymerase II-specific; RNA polymerase II cis-regulatory region sequence-specific DNA binding. Gene Ontology annotation, cellular component: nucleus.
UGGGCUGCUGUAACCCAGCUCCAGCUUGCCUUUCCUUCGAUGACUACACCCUGAGAGGAGGAGCGAGAGGCUCAUAGUAGGCGUCAGAAUCCUCAAUUUCCAACUUAGCAUCCUGGCAGGACACUCUCCGAAGCAAAGCCCCAUCCGAGAGCAAAAAACUUGUCCCGCGCGCUCGGCAUGAGAGUCACAGCGCGCGCAGAGAGUGAGAGAGCUCCUCGAAAAUCCGCGUGUGAGUCUGACAACGACUGAUUAACGAGUGCGAAGUCUAUGCAUUCGUCGUUCUCUUUAAUUUUCACUGCUAUCAACGUGAGGAGAACAGGACGGAGGUCUGUUUACUCGGAACUCUAUGAGCGAGCGCAUAGAGCGCGUGAGAGUUUGAGGGAGAAAAACUCAAGUGAGAAGCUUAAAUUUGGAUCUCCACCAUGGCGUACCCUCAGGGCUACUUGUAUCAGCCAUCCGCCUCUUUGGCACUCUAUUCGUGUCCUGCCUACAGUACCAGCGUGAUAUCGGGACCUCGGACAGAGGAGCUAGGGAGAUCUUCCUCUGGCUCUGCUUUCGCUCCCUAUGCCGGAUCUACAGCGUUCACCAGCGCCUCGCCAGGCUACAAUUCCCAUCUCCCGUACAGCGCUGACGCGGCCGCCGCCACUUUCACUUCUUAUGUGAGCUCCCCGUAUGACCACACCACAGGCAUGGCCGGAUCUAUAGGGUAUCAUCCUUACGCUGCUCCCUUGGGCUCGUACCCGUAUGGAGACCCAGCUUACCGCAAGAAUACUACCCGGGACGCCACAGCCACUUUGAAAGCUUGGCUUAACGAGCACCGGAAAAACCCGUACCCCACCAAAGGCGAGAAGAUCAUGCUGGCCAUCAUCACGAAAAUGACCCUCACUCAAGUGUCCACCUGGUUCGCUAACGCCAGGAGGAGGCUAAAGAAGGAGAACAAGAUGACCUGGACCCCACGGAACCGGAGCGAGGACGAGGAGGAGGACGAAAACAUUGAUCUCGAGAAAAACGACGACGACGAGCCAAACAAGCCCACGGACAAGGGAGACUCCACAGACACAGAGGCAGAUAAUAAACUCAUCAACCCAGGGGAGCUACCAUGCGACAGGUUUAAAGACGAGUCUCAUGCUAAAGAUCUUGAUCCACCUUUGACAGACUCGGAAUUAAAAGACGCAGAGGAGAGGACGGAUUUGCUCGCCGAGCAAGCAAAACCCACCACUUCUUCUCCCUCCGUCCUACAGAGAGGGAAUGAUCUCAUUACGCAAGAAAAGCCCCCAGAACCGGGCCACGCCGCCAGCACGGUGAACAGCAACGUAACGUCUGUUAUUCAUUCUCCCCCUUCGGCGCCCAAACCCAAACUCUGGUCUCUAGCCGAGAUCGCCACGUCCUCGGACAGGUGCAAAGGGAGCAGUGAGGCUCCACAGGCCGCGGGGCUGGGUCAAAGCACAGUCAUAGCCAGCGCUGCCUCGCCGACCCGGUCCUCCCCCCAGUGUCCUCUCCCUAAUAACACUGUCCUUUCUCGGCCUAUUUACUACACGUCCCCUUUUUACCCGGGCUACACGAACUAUAGCACUUUCGGACACCUCCACAGCAGCCACGGCACCAACAGCAGCUCCACGGCACAUUUCAAUGGAUUAAGCCAGACUGUUUUAAACAGAGCCGAGGCUCUGGUAAGAGAGAGCAAAGUAAGAAGCCAAACACAGGUAGAUCUUUGUAAAGACUCACCUUAUGAGCUAAAGAAAGGUAUGUCAAACAUUUAAUACCGGAUUCAUCGCCAAUCACACGGACAUUUAUUUAUUAUUUGUGGUUGCUUAAAGAAGAAGCAAAAGAAGACACAUUAAGAAAAAAAAAAAAAAUCCGAGGACAAUUAUUUUCUGAGUAAAUGCUUAUCCUCAAAAUCUUAGUUUCUGAAUGGUUAAUCAAGAGGAUGUAACUUCUAAGAAUUGUCUUAAACGCUGCAGCCGCCUGAGUCUAUUUGUAUUAAAGACUAAUAUGUAUAUUUAAUGUAGCAUUUUGUAUUUAAAAUGGACAAUACACUAUCUUUGAAGUAAAUUAUGGAAAAGAAAAUGUGUGCAGCGAUUGAUUUGAGUUUGCAUGCAUGUUAAUGAGAAUUUGAUGGCUGCACAAUUUAAAGCGAUAUUAUUUAUUUGCGGGUGCGUGACAUCAUGCCCGGACAGAUAGGCUGUUAUUGCUAAACGCUGGAAUGCCGAGUAAAGCAGUGAUAAUACUUGGAAUUAGCUUGAACACACUGUUUUAGAAUUUACCUCUAAAAAACAAAGAAGGGCGGCACAUUUUGAAACUCAGGCGGUUUGGGAAAAGCUAUAUGAAGACGGGUCUCUUUAUUUGUCGAUUGCUGUUAAGUUUUUACUCAAGUUUUUCCCGAUAGCAUUCGGUCGGGACAAUGCUCAUCUCUAUUUUGCAAACAGAGAGAUGCUUCGACGGAUGAAUAUUGAUAUGACAACACCGGCAAAAGUGUCGAGCAGUCAUUUAACCCAAUUACAUUCCAACCGCGUCGUGUUAUAUGCAAAGCAAUCAGGUGGCGAACUCCAGUAAUGAGUUCGAUUUUAUGCCAAAUUUAGACCUCAUUACUAUUUCCUAGGCGUGGCAAAGUGGUUAGAGGCGCGCGGCGAUGCGGAGUGGGUCUGGGAGCAUACUGCUCUGUUAUAUCAUUAAAUGGUAGGAUAGGCUUAAUAGUGCUUUGGAUUAUAGAGACUGAUGGCUUUCAAGAGUGUAGCCAAGGUGCCGUGACAAGCAAAUGUCCCCCUGGCAUGGCCUGUCCCUUAGUUCUGUCCUGCACCUCUACCCUCACCCGCAGGUAGGUGUCACACUUGCUCUUAAUAUCGAGGCCUGACUCUUUAGGAGACUGUGAGUGAACCUUUUUCAAGAGGCACAGAUAAUCAAGAGUAAUAAAUUAUAUAUAAGGUUUAAAAAUGUUUACGUGCUUUAGCAAUUACAGAAAGUGUUAUCAAGAUACAAAUUCCCACAAAGAGACUGCAAUUAAGAUUAAUAAUAAGUAAAGAUUUCAACUGAUUUAGUUAUACAUUUAAAUCUAUUUCAGUCUUUAAAUUACAACACAACAAAUCUAUAAAUUAUACAACACUCUGGAACAUUAUAAAAAAAUAACAAUACAUAAAUUAUUAUUAAAACUUAUGUAUUUUGUCGUCCGAUAUGUGCGCAAAUCAGUUGUAUUAUUUAACAUGGUUCCAUUAAAUAUAAUUAUUCUACAAUAUUAAUAUCAUUAAUAAAACUGCCUUUCAGUAUCGAAGUAUGGCCUACUUAAAAUGGAAACGGAGAAUUACAUUUUUUAGCACAUCCUCUACAUAGGACUGAUAUUUUCAGCAUUUCAUAUAAAAUAAAACUGCAUCGUUUGCAUUUAAUUAUAACCAGAAAUGUAUAAUAAUCAUAAUAACAAUAAUAAUAAUAAUAAUAAUAAUAAUAAACGUGAGGACUGGAAGCGACUUGAUUCAUUUGGAGGUCGUGUCAUUAAUCUCUAUAGUUUACUUUGCGCACUCCAGUUGAAAAGUCCCCUGGGUUUCAUUUAAUUCCCCUGGCUCUAAUGUCCUUCCCCGGCAGCAGAGCGGGUGAGGGGGGCAGCUAUAUUUAAUCUCUCGGAGUGGGAUGGAGCUGCCGCUGCACCACAUCAGCCGGCUAAAUAGCAUAAUUAUGUUUUUCUUUGCUGAUCCCUCUAGGAGUUGAAGCAUUCGAUGCAAUGCCCCGUGUGUGCAUAAGUCUUUCUAGAAGUUUAAAAAGCAGCAAUUUAUAUUCUCGAAGACACAUGGUUACAUUUUCCUCCCGAAUUAAUCUAAUAAACAUUCAUUCGCCUGAAUUGUCACAUUUUUAGAAAAUAUCCUCUCUUUUAACGCUGAUAUACCAGGAUUAAAUAUUGAAAUAUCGAUAAUAAUUUACGAUCUCAUUUUACGCAUGAUGGAAAUCAACUGGAUAUUUCAACUGGACGGGGAUUGUGUAAAAACUGAUUUUUAUUUUUUAUAGACACAAUAGGGUCUUUUGAACACACUGAAGAUGCCUAAUCUACUCUGUAAAGGUCGUGUGAACUUCAAAUAAAACUGCAUGGCUAUAAUGCAAAAAUAAAACCUGUAUUUAAUUCUCAGAUAUUUUCAAAGGUCAAUCACUAACACGUGACUUAAAUCAGCGAUUGUCUAUUUUAAUUUGCUGUGUUAAGGGUAGUAUAUUAUUAUAACGAAAGACAAAUGGGAUAGUGUUAUUCAAUCUAUUGUCGGUAAUAGUUUUAAUUUGCACCCUAUAUAGUAAAAUCGCGCAUUACCCUAGCCUAUUUUAAACACAAGCUACAAUUAUAUUCAGCGUGACACAAUGUAUUAAUUCAGUAAGCUUUUAUAUUCGGUCUGCCGGUCCGUACUUUUGUAAGAAUGAAUAACCGCACGAACUCCGUAAUGAUCCCACAAGACUUUGUUCAACUUUUUUUCCCGCGUCUCUCUUUCUCUGUCUCUCUCUCAGUUGAAUGGGUCUCAGUCUCAUUGUUCGGAAGAGAUCCACAGUCACUGUGUGUGCAUGUCAAGUAAAAGCAAGACAGUUCCCACGUGUAAAAAAGAGAGACUGGGACGAAUCUAACCGAUAGGCCAAAUAAAGAAAGUAUAUGCUGAAAUAAGAUUUUAAAAUGUAAAUGUGCUGUUCUGCGAAGAAACUUUGGAGCAGCUCUACAAUAAUAAAAGGAAAAGAGCAGUGUUACCAGAAACGACUUCAUUUACGAUUUUCCUUAUCAUGUUAGGAGGGGCUGCUUAUUAUAAUUGCUUAUUAUUAUUAUUAUUAUUAUUAUUUGGUUAUACACCUGUAUUAAGUUUCUGAACAAUGGGCUAUAUCGAACGAGGGUAGGGGAAAACGAAAUUACUCAGAAAAAAUUAAAAUAGCGUUUACUAAUUCCAGAGCUGUUCAAAAAUAGGCUACAUUGGGAAAGCGAGUGUCGACAUGGCCCUUGCAGCUAUUUGCUUUCAUUAGAAACGUGACAUUCGCUUAUUCACGCAGCAGGAGAAAAAUCGUAUUUUCUGACAAACUGGACAAACACAAGUCAGAAUAAAUGGAGGAGAAAGUGAGACGAAAACAACGUUUUUGGGUACAUUUACAUUAAUUGGAAAAUAUAACGGGAUUGGAAAUAGCUUAAUAAAACUGUACAUGUAAAUAUACAUGCAUAAAAAAUUGCUAGAUAUGUCCCACCAUGCAUUUUAGAAAGUUGCGCACUCAUAAUGCACGCACCCAUAAUUCCACAAAAUCCCUUUCCUCUUUAUAGGCUGCAUUUCUAAAUUUUACAGAAAUUGUCAGUAAAUUUGUAGGGGAAAUAUGCAGAACCGAUCCUCUAAAAUUCAGUGUAUAGGAAAUAUCCUCUGGAUAUAUUUCCUAAACGUGUUUGCAUACAUCAUGCAGCAACAGCAUUUGCACGCUCUACAACCUCACAAAACCCAGCACCAAAUAUUUUUUUUUUUUUUUUUUUUUUAUGAACAAGACUCUGUUGAAUCUCUGCUUAACAGGGCUACAUAAUGAUAAAUACGAGUUUAAAACAGAACAUUUGAUCUUAAAACAUUCACGCGUAAAAUUACACCUGCCACGUAUUUGAGCAGUGAGCGACUGGGCCUCUCCAGAAAAACAGGUAAAGUCUAUGGCGUAAUCAGAACCUGUUGAUAAAAAUAAUCGCUAAAUCACCGUUAAAAUGUACCGGACCAAGUGUUCCAAAUCGGAUUUCUGCAUAAUAUCGACAGUCCACCUGAUAACAGCUAACUACUACUUGAUCCCUCCACACUAACACUACUCCAGCUGAGUCGAAUCAAAUUCAGCUCGAAUGUGUAAAAGGACACCCAUUUAUUUGACCUGGUUAUAAUAUGCGCUGGGACAUCUGUGCGAGGCAGCAGAGCAAGUGUGGCCAAAUUCAGAACUGUUUUUCUUCCCUCUCUGUCUCUCCUUGAAGUGAACAAUAUGUCGGUUGAUUAGGGUUAGUUAGUUUAGAAAAAUAGAGAGACAAGAAAACCGCUUGAGGGGACCUUGGUCGAAAGAAAAGCUGGGGUUUAAAAGCGGACAAAAAGAGAGAAAUAAUCGCAAAAACUGUUUGUGCGUGAUUUUUUCUUUUUUAAUUUACUGAUUUUUUUUUCUUCUAAACAUCAUCCUCACCCUCGAUAAAGAAACUGAAGUGGAGUGGCCUCUUCAGUAGGCUAUGGCAUGCUG